AUGGCAAAUUGGCUUAAAGAGAUCUUAAAUAUUGCUGGGCGCAGUGGCCCGAAGCUCGAUGGUAAAGGCUUUUUGAAGUCUUUAGGUACCGAGUUAUUAGCUCAAGAAGAUGGAGUAUUAAAUACUCACGGAAAGAAGACUGGCAAUCUUCGAAAAUUAGAAUACCGUACGAAGCCUUCAAGACAUCGAAAUUCCAAGGACUGUAGAAGGGUUCUCAAAAGUAAUAAUGGAUGUGAAAAUCGUUUUAUCCUAGAAAGCCAGGACCAGAAAAAACACUGA
Funneliformis geosporum is the source of this 279-nucleotide messenger RNA. The record is from the annotation of a GenBank genome assembly. NCBI's taxonomy places the organism in Eukaryota, Fungi, Glomeromycota, Glomeromycetes, Glomerales, Glomeraceae.